Periconia digitata is the source of this 248-nucleotide messenger RNA. The record is from the annotation of a GenBank genome assembly. Lineage: Eukaryota; Fungi; Ascomycota; Dothideomycetes; Pleosporales; Periconiaceae.
UUCUCCAGCCUGAUAGAGAUGCCACGUUGGAUUGUGCACGAGUGUGCAGCACCUUCUUUGAUUGGCUUCAUGACUGCGCUCACAUGUAUCUCUUGCACAAUGGUACGUUCCAUCUGACAGUCAGACUGGGAAUUCACUUGACCAUGCUCGGCCUAUUUUGCUUUUUCCCCUUCAAAAGGUGUGCAUUAACUCACGGUUGUGAUUGUCUGAUGCAGGAAUGGUGGUGUGCGGCGAGUAGCCCAUGUUAG